AUGGCCGACGACUUCAACACUUCAGACCACGAAGACGACUCCUUCGCCUCGCCGCCGGAACCCACACCGGCCGGCCGGUCCAAGACGCCGACCCGCCAAGGCGGCUCGCGGUUCGACACCGAUGAGUCCCGCGAAGCAGCCCUGCGCAAGGAACUAGAAGGUGUCCGAAAAGUCAACGAGGUGAUUGAGGGUGUCAUUGGGACCCUGGAGCGGGCGAGGGGAAACAUGGGGACCGUCUCCCAAACCGUCACAAGCGCCUCGACCCUCCUCAACACCUGGACGCGCAUCCUCUCCCAAACCGAACACAACCAACGCCUGCUCCUCAACCGCGAGUGGAAGGGGUCGACGCAAGACGUGGCCGAUAUGGAGAAUGAAGCGCUGCAGAAACAACAGGAAGCUGAGCGGCAUGCGGCCGAGGCCGAGAGGCGGCGGGAGGAAGCGCGCCGGAGGGCGGAGGAGGAUGAGAGGAAACGGAGUGCGGGUACGGCGUCUUCGUCGAGGACUGCUGCUGGGAGGGGGAGUGGGAUUAUGAGGGGACGGACGACGACGAGGGGAGUGGGGGGUUCAAGGGGGGCUGCGAGAGGGGGUGCUUCGUCUGCGGCGGAUACGACAUCGAGUACUGGCGGUUCGAGGAAUACGUCGGGAAUUGGGAGGGGAGGGUUUGGAUAUACCCGAGGCGCGCGAUCAAGAGGGGUGAGAUGA
Dichotomopilus funicola is the source of this 702-nucleotide messenger RNA. Its product is annotated as DASH complex subunit Duo1-domain-containing protein. Lineage: Eukaryota; Fungi; Ascomycota; Sordariomycetes; Sordariales; Chaetomiaceae. Gene Ontology annotation, cellular component: DASH complex; mitotic spindle. The record is from RefSeq and is a predicted model, not a curated record. The transcript is spliced from 2 exons. Bases 1 to 702 code for a protein of 233 amino acids. Gene Ontology annotation, biological process: mitotic cell cycle.